UGAGCCUCAACGUCACGACCUCCCCCUUCUCUCUGCCGCGGCCACCACAUCACUUCUCUCACUUCACCACUCCUUUGGCGAUUACCGGUGUUGCAACUCUUCUCUGACGUCCCCCACCCCUCCGCGACUGAUCACAACAUCUCUCCCCCAGCAGAGCGGUCUCUGCGCGCCUCAAAAGCCACAUCAUUUCCUCGGUCCUCCCCCUUACUCCAACUACAUUCGGCAUAGCAUCACCAGCCAUUUGCAGAUAUGCGGUUAGACGUAAAGGUACGUGGCCAUCUCCAAACGAAGAGGGAACGAGCAUAUGGAGCUGGAAGGUCGAGAUGGCACAACCCCACCAGAGGAACAAGAGCUUGGAGUUGCGCGAGUCCAUUGUGGUGGGUAUGAUGCCGACGAACAAUACUAAUGCGGUUUACAAAAUACAGAGACAGCUGUUUGCCCGCAGCGAGAGAGUGAAGGGAAUUGAUUUCCAUCCAGUGGAGCCAUGGAUUUUGACAACAUUAUACAGCGGUCAUGCAUAUAUUUGGUCGUACGAGACAGGACUGGUCGUCAAGAGCUUUGAGCUGACAGAUGUCCCCGUACGAGCUGGUCGAUUUGUUGCGCGUAAGAACUGGAUUGUAUGCGGUUCAGACGAUUUCCAACUCCGUGUCUACAAUUACAAUACUUCCGAGAAGAUCACGUCUUUUGAGGCUCACCCCGACUACAUUCGAGCAAUCGUCGUACACCCUUCACAGCCAUUCGUCCUUACCGCCUCCGAUGAUAUGACAAUCAAGCUGUGGGAUUGGGACAAAGGAUGGAAAUGCGUCCAAAUAUUCGAGGGACACAGCCAUUAUGUCAUGGGUCUUGCCAUCAACCCAAAGGACACAAACACAUUUGCAUCCGCAUGUUUGGAUAGGACGGUGAAGAUCUGGAGUUUGGGCUCUUCGACUGCCAAUUUCACCCUUGAGGCACACGAGACGAAAGGUGUUAACCAUGUCGACUACUACCCACAAUCCGACAAGCCAUACCUCCUCACAACCUCAGAUGAUCGAACGGUGAAAAUUUGGGAUUAUACAACCAAAUCGCUGAUAGCCACAUUGGAAGGCCAUACUAGCAAUGUCUCAUUUGCAUGCUACCACCCAGAAUUGCCAGUCAUCAUUUCUGGAUCCGAGGAUGGAACUGUCAAGAUCUGGCACGCGAACACCUACCGUUUGGAGCAAUCCCUGAAUUAUGGCUUGGAGAGAGCUUGGUGUGUCAGCUACCAGCGGGGUAAGCAAGGUGUGGCAGUCGGUUUUGAUGAAGGUGCGGUUGUGGUGAAGAUGGGCAGAGAGGAGCCUGCGGUAUCUAUGGACGGGUCUGGCAAGUUGAUUUGGGCAAGACACAGCGAGGUUGUUUCCUCGAUAAUCAAGGGAGGAGAUACGUCCUUGAAAGACAACGACCCCAUCUCCCUCCCUACGAAAGACCUCGGUACCUGCGAAGUUUACCCACAAACACUACUCCACUCUCCUAAUGGCCGCUUCGUCUCCGUUUGUGGUGAUGGAGAGUUCAUCAUCUACACAGCUCUUGCAUGGAGAAAUAAGGCGUUCGGUUCGGCGUUGGAUUUCGUUUGGGGCUCCAAGGAAAACAGCAACGACUAUGCGAUUCGGGAAUCUGCUACAAGCGUCAAGAUCUUCAAGAACUUUGUUGAGAAGUCUGGAGGACUCGAUGUUGGAUUCCAGGCUGAGGGCUUAACUGGAGGUGUUCUUCUUGGUGUCAAGGGACAAGGUGGAAUUGGCUUUUUUGAUUGGCAGACGGGUGGCUUGGUCCGAAGAAUCGAGGUCGAUCCUAAGGAAGUCUACUGGUCCGAGAACGGCGAAUUGGUUUCGAUUGCCUGCGAAGAUACCUUCUACGUGCUUCGAUUUUCAAGAGAGAACUACCUAGCCGCCGUUCAGUCGGGAGAGGUCGAUGAUGACGGAGUCGAAGCAGCUUUCGAGGUCGUCACAGAUAUCAACGAGAGUGUCCGAACCGGUGAAUGGGUUGGAGAUUGCUUCAUCUACACAAAUAGCACCAACAGGUUGAAUUACCUGGUCGGUGACCAAACAUACACCAUUUCCCACUUCGAUCAACCCAUGUACCUUCUCGGAUAUAUCCAACGAGAUUCUCGAAUCUACCUUGCGGACAAGGAUGUCAACGUUACUUCCUUCUCCCUCUCUCUUGCAGUUGUCGAGUAUCAGACACUUGUUUUGCGAGAUGACAUGGAGACAGCCGAGGAGCUGUUACCGACUAUUCCCCAGGAUCAGCUGAACAAAAUUGCUCGCUUCUUGGAAGGCCAAGGCCACAAGGAACUUGCACUUGAGGUUGCAACUGAUUCCGAGCACAAGUUCGACUUAGCCCUCGCUCUUGGUCAUCUGCAAAUCGCUCUGGAUCUCGCCAAAGAGGCUGACGUUGAGCACAAGUGGAAGACCGUGGGUGAUGCAGCAUUGAGUGGCUGGGAUGUCGCCCUUGCUGCCGAAUGCUUCAAGAAUGCCAAGGAUCUCGGUUCUCUGCUUCUUCUCCACUCAUCAACCGGCGACCGUGAAGGACUCAAGGCACUUAGCGAGCAGGCUCAAGAGGCUGGUGCCCACAACGUUGCUUUCACGUGUUUAUGGCAACUUGCUGAUGUAGAGGGGUGCAUCGAUCUGCUCACCAAGACUGGUCGGGAAGCCGAGGCUGUUCUCUUUGCUCAGACAUACAAGCCCAGUCUUGCUCCCAAGACAGUCGGUCUGUGGAAGGAGUCUCUGGAAAAAGCGAAGAAGGGCAGGGUCGCUAAAACCGUCGGAGUACCUGGAGAGGAUGACGAGCUGUUCCCAGAAUGGGACGAGUACCUGCGAUUGGAGACUGAGGGUGUCAGUCUUAUCGAUGUUGACACCGAGGGAGUCAAUGGCGAGGCUUCAGAUCCGGAUGCAGAAGAAGCGGAGGAGGAAGAAGAAGAAGAAGAGGUUGAGGCGUAGUAAUAGACUUGAUUCUCUGGGGUUUGGGCAGGUGGGUAGGGCAAAAUAGCUUAAAUAGCUAACUUAUUGAAUGAAUGGAAAUGUUCUGUUUAGACCAUG
Molecule: messenger RNA, 3047 nt
Organism: Cadophora gregata
Lineage: Eukaryota; Fungi; Ascomycota; Leotiomycetes; Helotiales; Ploettnerulaceae
Gene: COPB2
Product: Coatomer subunit beta', variant 3
Exons: 5
Coding region: 324-2948 (874 amino acids)
Biological process (GO): intracellular protein transport; endoplasmic reticulum to Golgi vesicle-mediated transport; retrograde vesicle-mediated transport, Golgi to endoplasmic reticulum
Cellular component (GO): COPI vesicle coat
Molecular function (GO): protein binding; structural molecule activity
Source: RefSeq, a predicted model, not a curated record